AUGGUUAGUGGGGAUGAAGAUGUAGCCACAGUUUUUAAUGAUAUAGACAAAGGAAAUAUAGGAGGCAGACCUAAAGAUUCAGAGGAUGAUAAUUGUUGUAGGUUUCCUGAUUGUAAAGCAGAAAAUGAUAUGAAGGAUCCUACAUUUCAAAUAGGAAUGUUGUUUAAGAACAAAGAUGAAUUUAAGAAGGCUUGCAGAGCAUUUGGCAUUAAACAUAAGUUUCAAAUCCAUUUUCCUAGAAAUGAAGUUAGGUGCAUUGAAGCAAAGUGUUAUAAAAGUUGUGGUUGGAGAAUUUAUGCAACAAGGAGAAAUCCUAGAGAUACAACUGACUUAACAAUGCAAAUUAAGGCAGGCAAAUUCACACACACUUGUGGUAAGGACUUUAAAAACUUCCAUGUAACUGCAAAGUGGCUUGCACAACAAUAUUUAGAUGCAUUCAGAGCAGAUCCAGAAUGGUCUAUAAAUGGACUAAUUAAUAGAGUGAAGAAUGAUUUGAGCUUUACAAUUGGGAAGAUGAAAGCUUGGAGAGCAAGGGUCUGGGCAAUAAAGACACUAAAUGGGGAUGAGAAGGACCAGUAUGCCAAGUUGUAUGGGUAUAAGGAGGAACUAAUUAGGACUAAUCCAGGGAUGAUAGUUGAAUUUCAAACAGAGAAAGGAAAAUUUGAGGGCAUAUAUAUAUGUUUAGCUGCUUUGAAAAAUGCCUUUAAUGAAGGACUUAGAAAGUUGAUAUGCUUGGAUGGUUGUUGCCUAAAAGGGACUCAUGGAGGUCAACUGUUAUCUACAGUAGCUAUAGACCCUAAUGAUUGCAUCUUCCCCCUAGCAUAUGCUGUUGGAUUGAUUGGAGCUGUGAGUGAGUUAUUCCCUAAUACUGAAUAUAGGUUCUGUGUUAAACAUCUCUACACUAAUUUUAGGGGAAGAUUUAAGGGUAAGGAAUUGAAAGACCUGUUGUGGAAUAUUGCUAGGUCUGCAUAUACAGCUAGGAUGGAUUAUUGGUUGGAGAUGAUUAGAUCUAAGCUAAUGAAGCAGUUGUUUAAGAAGAAGGAAGAUAUUAAAAAAUGGAAUGGUGGGAUAUGUCCUAAAAUACAGAAGAAGUUAAAUGAGAUGAAAGAGUUGUCUUGCUUGUUUGAAGCACACUUCUCUGGAGAACCAAAUGUGCAAGUAUUGGGUGCUGGAACCCAGUAUGUUGUUAGCUUAGUUGAAAGGACUUGCACAUGUAGAAGGUGGGAUUUAAAUGGGACACCUUGUGCACAUGCUUGCUCAGUUAUCUUUGGCAAUAAUGAGCAUCCAGAAGAUUAUAUACAUGAGUGUUAUAAAGUUGAUACUUACGCAAAAGUUUAUACCCACUAUAUUAAUCCUAUUAAUGGAUAUGAGAUGUGGUCUAGGCCAAGCACUAGGUAUUCUUUUACACAUCCAGAUCCAAUUGAGAAAAAAAUAGGUAGGAAGAGGAAGGCGCGAAAAAAGGAGGCUAAAGAGCUUGAACAUGCAUAA
Messenger RNA from Hevea brasiliensis (rubber tree), 1488 nucleotides. RefSeq lists its product as uncharacterized. The record is from RefSeq and is a predicted model, not a curated record. Gene Ontology annotation, molecular function: zinc ion binding. NCBI's taxonomy places the organism in Eukaryota, Viridiplantae, Streptophyta, Magnoliopsida, Malpighiales, Euphorbiaceae. The coding region runs from base 1 to 1488 and encodes 495 amino acids. The transcript has 4 exons.